UGAUAAACACAGUCAGAGGAGCUCAGAGUUUAUUCUGCAGAAAACAAGACGACGUGUUCGCUACUGCUCACAUCGAUCCUGAGGACGCACGUUUGACUGCAACUUUAAUUCAAUGAAGAAACUUCGACGUCUCCACAGAAGCAAACCGCAGACAGACUCAACACCGGGAACAAGUAGCAGCUCAAACCCAGAUAUUUCUCUGGAGCUCGGUGGAGACUGAGUGUGGAUGAGGCGGCUGUUUUCUCACCUGUGAGCCGCUCUGCAUGAAACCACAGCUUCCUCCCGUGACGUCAGGUUCCAGUCAUGUUUCUGAUGUGGAUUUUCAUCCUGUCUGCUGCUCCAACUGCUCUUUGUGCAGCCUCCGUUUUCUGCCCGGACCCAGAGGCGAGUGACCAAACUGCAGAUUUCAUGAUUGAGUGUCUGGGCCUGCGCUUCACCUGGAUCCACUCGGUCUUCGAUAAUUUCCCCUCGCUGCUGAAUUUUGCCGUGAAACUUCACUGUGCGACGGGGCUUUGUCCGCACGACCUGGAAGAUUACGGCUGCUCCUGCAGACAUGCGGCGUCUGGAAACCCCGUGGAUCCUCUGGACGUCUGCUGCGAGACCCACAGACUGUGUUACCAGAACACUGCCCCCUGCAGGCAGGCGCUGCCGCUCCUCCCAAACAACAUCACCUGUCCAGCCUCAAACAGCAGCUGUGAUGAUGGUGAUUGGUGUCAGCAGAGGUUUUGUGAAUGUGACCUCGCCGCCAUCGACUGCAUGAGUCAGCGCUCGUACAACUCGACUCUGAGAGGCUUCGCUGAGUCGUCCUGCUCGGCCACAAAUCAAACAGAUGUUCUCGGUGUUACCGUGGACACGGACGAAGCGUUCGGAGGAGCAGAUCUUCAGUCUGCAGUGAACGACUCUCUGAGCUUCCAGAUCUACAACUCCUCGCUCCUGUCGGCAGAGAUGGACGUGUUAAUGACGAGCAGAGCGGACAACCAGAGUGACACCCCGGGGAUGGAUGGUGACCUCAUCACCUCACCACCGGGCCCGCCCCCUCUGCUGACCCCUGCUGAGGAGUUUGAGGAAAGUGAAGGUGGCGUCGAGGAGGAGACGACUCACCUGAGUUUCAUCUCUAAAGAUUUGAAUGAAACUGUGACAGAGGAAGCACUCGAGCGGGAAGAGAUAAAUGUGGAUCCUGCAUCCCACAAUCCUCCAGCAUCCAGCCUGG
Messenger RNA from Paralichthys olivaceus (Japanese flounder), 1210 nucleotides. The record is from RefSeq and is a predicted model, not a curated record. Lineage: Eukaryota; Metazoa; Chordata; Actinopteri; Pleuronectiformes; Paralichthyidae.